GGACCUCUGGCUUUGCUCUCUUCCUGGUACUCUCGGGGGCCGGUACCCCCGCUCCGUGUGUCGGAACACAGAAGGGCAGGUAUCCACGUGGGGCGGGGACGGAUGCUCACGUGGCACACCUGACCCCAGGAGCAUCUUCAGCGACACGGAAGGCGAAUCCCUCCCAUCACCUCCACCAUCGUAGGCAUUUGCACAUGGGGUGUCCCUGUCCCGGACUCCCGGAGAAGCCCUCCCCACCCCACCACACCCCGUCCGACCCCUGGUACGCCUGGACAGUGUGCUCACGCGGGGCUGUCUGCCGAGCUCCUCAACAGAUCACAUGGGCUUUCGAUUAGUCACCGAAGGACACCUGUCCACCCGACAGUGGAAUCCAAGGUAGAAAAGGGGCAGAGUGAAGAAACUCGCUUGCACACCAUCACUGCCACUCAGCUUGACACUCAUGGACGUUGGCCGGACCCGAGGCCGGGGCAGGGAUGGUUGGCUACGAUGCCAAGGCAGAUGUCAGGAGUAACUCCAAGCUGGAGGUGGCGGUGGCGGGAUCCGUGUCAGGGUUUGUCACCCGUGCCCUGAUUAGCCCUUUGGACGUCAUCAAGAUCCGUUUCCAGCUCCAGAUUGAACGUCUCUGUCCAAGUGACCCUAAUGCCAAAUACCACGGAAUCUUCCAGGCGGCCAAGCAGAUUCUGCAAGAGGAGGGCCCAAGAGCAUUCUGGAAAGGACACGUUCCAGCCCAGAUUCUGUCCAUAGGCUACGGAGCCGUCCAAUUUUUGGCCUUCGAAGAACUGACUGAGCUGCUUUACCAGGCCAACUUGUAUCAAACCCACCAGUUCUCGGCGCACUUUGUGUGUGGUGGCCUGUCCGCGGGGACAGCCACCCUCACCGUGCAUCCUGUGGAUGUCCUGCGUACCCGCCUUGCAGCUCAGGGCGAGCCCAAGAUCUAUAACAAUCUGCGAGAGGCCAUACGGACCAUGUAUAAGACCGAGGGCCCCUUCGUCUUCUACAAAGGCUUGACUCCCACUGUGAUCGCCAUUUUCCCCUACGCGGGCCUGCAGUUCUCCUGCUACCGCUCCUUGAAACGGGCCUAUGACUGGCUCAUCCCUCCAGACGGAAAACAAACAGGGAACCUUAAAAACCUGCUCUGUGGCUGUGGAUCUGGAGUCAUCAGCAAGACCCUUACGUAUCCCCUGGACCUUUUCAAGAAGCGCCUGCAGGUGGGCGGCUUUGAGCAUGCCCGGUCCGCCUUUGGCCAGGUGCGGAGCUACAGGGGCCUCCUGGACCUUGUCCGGCAGGUGCUCCAAGAGGAAGGCACCCGGGGCCUCUUCAAGGGCCUGACCCCCAGCCUGAUGAAGGCUGCACUCUCCACUGGCUUCAUGUUCUUCUGGUACGAGCUCUUCUGUAACCUCUUCCAUUGCAUAAGGAGGGAAGACAGAUAGUUGUGAGGCAGGAGGGGCCUAAGGUCUGCCCUGGAGGCGCCUCCCCAACAAGACGUGGCUCUGCGCUCCUCCUGAGCAGUGGCCGCUGCUGGGGCGGCCUUCUAGGCCGGCUGCUGUGAGGAUGAAGAACCAUCCGGAGCUGAAGGCGGAAGGCGAGCGAACAGAAGGAAGAGACAGGCAGUGCUCACGCUGUGGAAAGAAGCCGUGGUGGAGGAGCUUGGUGCCUGCGGCUCACCUCUGACCAGCCCAGCCCAGAAGGAACUGGCCAUCAGUUUCUGCAGUUCUGGUUUUGGGGGAGAAGGCUCCUAGCCCCGGUAGGACCACACUGGAGUGCACAAGGAUGGGGCUGGGCUCUGCACAAUUCUAACCUCCACAACUUGGUCUGCUUCUCCUGCCAACUUAUUUAAUAGACAUUAAAGUAACCGUCGCGUC
This is a messenger RNA of Apodemus sylvaticus (European woodmouse), 1862 nucleotides long. RefSeq names its product solute carrier family 25 member 19 (gene Slc25a19). The record is from RefSeq and is a predicted model, not a curated record. Gene Ontology annotation, molecular function: thiamine transmembrane transporter activity. Gene Ontology annotation, cellular component: mitochondrial inner membrane. NCBI's taxonomy places the organism in Eukaryota, Metazoa, Chordata, Mammalia, Rodentia, Muridae. Gene Ontology annotation, biological process: thiamine pyrophosphate transmembrane transport. The coding region runs from base 474 to 1430 and encodes 318 amino acids. The transcript is spliced from 7 exons.